Cyphellophora europaea CBS 101466 is the source of this 1638-nucleotide messenger RNA. RefSeq lists its product as uncharacterized. Gene Ontology annotation, molecular function: transmembrane transporter activity. The transcript has a single exon. Gene Ontology annotation, biological process: transmembrane transport. The record is from RefSeq and is a predicted model, not a curated record. NCBI's taxonomy places the organism in Eukaryota, Fungi, Ascomycota, Eurotiomycetes, Chaetothyriales, Cyphellophoraceae. Bases 1 to 1638 code for a protein of 545 amino acids.
AUGGCCAUCAACGACGAGCGCACACCACUGCUGCUCGACGCCGACGAACAUGUCGUCCAUCCAGAGGAGGCGCGCAAGGAUGACAACCCCAACGUCGUCGACUUUGGGCCCGCGCCUGACCCCGACAACCCACAGGACUGGCCCAAGCCAUACAAGUGGGCUCUCGUCACUGUCCUUGUCAUGAACGCCUUCGCCGUGACCUUCACCUGCGUCGGCGUCACGCCCGUCGCCUCCCGCAUCAUCCGCGACCUGAACCCGACCCACCGAAACGACAAGUCCGCCGCCGUCCUCCUCGUCACCAUCUGGGAACUGGGCGAAGCGGCGGGCCCGCUCUUUAUCGGCCCCCUCAGCGAGAUCUACGGACGCCUCCUCGUCGUCAACUUUGCCAACCUGCUCUUCGUCGCCGCCACCAUCCUCGCCGCCCUCUGCCAGAGCGUGCCCCUGCUAAUCGCCAUGCGCGCCCUGACGGGCUUCGCCGUGGCCGCCAACGUCAUCAACCCGGCCAUCAUCGGCGACAUCUUCGUGUCCGAGGAGCGCGGCGCCGCCAUGUCGCUCAUCAUCUUCGCCCCCUUGCUCGGUGGCGCCAUUGGACCCUCCAUCGCCGCGCUGGUCACGGAGCAUUUCGGCUGGCGCUGGAUGUUCUGGACCUACGCUUUGCUGAUGGGCGCCUGCGAGCUCGUCUUCGCCCUCUUCUUCCGCGAGACGUACAAGGUCGUGAUUCUGCGGCGCAAAGCCGCACGCCUACGCACCGAGACCGGCAAUCCCCUGCUACGGGACCCCUUCGCCCCGGAUCCAGCAGCCACGUUGACAGACAACGGCAACGGCAACGACAACAGCAAAAUCGCCACAACACGAAAAUCCCUCCUCCGCACCAUCCUCCACGGCAUGCUCCGCCCCUUUCCCAUCUUCCUCACCUCGCCUGUCCUCAUCCUCGCCGCCCUCUACGGCUCCACCACCUUUACCUUCUUCUACAUCAUGAGCACGACCCUCCCGGACAUUCUGCUCCGCUACUACGGCCUCACCCCGUCCCAAAUCGGCCUGGCCUUCACCACCUUCAGCGCCGGCUCCCUACUGGCCGUUUUACUCUGCAACCGCACCUUGGACCGCAUUUACGUCUGGCUCCGCGACCGCGAUUACCCCCCCAUCUUCCGAACCGAGGAAGACGCCACAGCAACAGACGCCUCCUCCUCCUCGGGAGGGACAGGGAAAAAACGCACCGGCCACCCAGAGCACCGCCUCCCCCUCGUCCUCGUUGGCGCUGUGACUCUUCCCAUCACCAUCCUCCUCUACGGCUACCUCCCCGCGCACGGCCCCGCCGCUGCGCCCCUGUGGCUCACGCUCCUCAACGUCUCCAUCAUGGGCUUCUGCCUCCUCCUAGGCUUCUUGCCGAUCCUCAGCUACGUCGUCGACGCGACCGGCGUCUACAGCGCCAGCGCCCUCACGGCCGUGAUUGUGGUGAGGUGCCUGUUUGGCACGUUUCUGCCGUUGGCGGUCGAGCCGUUGGUGCGGAGGGUGGGGUUGGCGCAGGGCUUUGCGCUCUUGGCGGGCGUGUGUUGGGUGUUGGGCGUGGUGCCGUGGGUGUUGUUUUGGAGGGGGAGGGACUGGAGACGGGGCAGUCGGAUUACGAGUGGGGAGUGA